Molecule: messenger RNA, 486 nt
Organism: Colletotrichum godetiae
Lineage: Eukaryota; Fungi; Ascomycota; Sordariomycetes; Glomerellales; Glomerellaceae
Exons: 1
Biological process (GO): nucleoside metabolic process
Molecular function (GO): catalytic activity
Source: RefSeq, a predicted model, not a curated record
AUGUCAAAUAGUCGAGAGUACACCAUUGGUUGGAUUUGCGCCACCACCACCGAGUUCAUCGCCGCCCAGGCGUUCCUGGACGAGAAACCUGAGCCUCCCGAAAUGCUUUCUCACAACGAAAUCAACACGUACGCUCUAAAAAGAAUAGGGAAGUACAAUGUGGUCAGGGUUAUCUUGCUAAAGGUCUCAUAUGGAACUACUUCCGCUGCCGUGGCUGCGCGAGACAUGGUACACAGUUUUCCGAAUAUCCGUAUUGGCUUGAUGGUGGGCUUUGGCGGAGGUGCACCCGGUCGAAAACACGAUAUUCCACUAGGCGAUGUUUUGGUUGGCUGUCCUAGUGACGGAGAGGGCGGUAUCAUUCGAUAUGAUUACGGGAAGACGAUCCAGAACCAAACUUUUACGGAGACAGGUCACCUGAACCAGCCACCUGAGUCACCGUUAACAGCUAUGGGGGCCCUCGAGGCUGCGUAUGCUGGAGAUGGCCAC